Messenger RNA from Nicotiana tabacum (common tobacco), 1274 nucleotides. The record is from RefSeq and is a predicted model, not a curated record. Lineage: Eukaryota; Viridiplantae; Streptophyta; Magnoliopsida; Solanales; Solanaceae.
CUAAUGGAGAAAGGCCCUAGGAGAGACACACGGUGAGAUAGCAAGAGGAGAGGGAGAGUUUAAAAAAAAAAAAAAAAAACAGAGAGAUCUCGGGAAAAGUUUGAUCUCUUCUCUUCUCCCCUUAAUUCUUUCUCCUCUACUCCAUUGCUAAGAAACCAAUUUUUCUUCUUCUUUUUUCGUCCAUCGUGUAAGAACCAGUGCAGCUUCGUCGCACCUCUAUUCAUAGCCGUGUGAUCUUCACAACCGUGACUACAACUUUAUUCACGUUAGUUCCACCCAGAACCACCAGCCUUGAACCAAAUCCUCCAUAGCCACCAAACUCCAAAACAAACUCAGUUCAAACAAUACUACCUAAAAAUUCUAUAAAACACCAAGAUCCAAGGGGUUUUGUUGGGUUCUGAGUUCGUGUUCGAGUUACAGUCCUUGUUCGAGUUUCCGGCGCCGCUGAAGUUUUCCGGUCUAAGGCUCUUGUCGGUGCCUAUUUCUUGGUCCAGCUUGGGUUCUGGAAAAUUGCUCUACUAGAAUCAGAUUUCAAUGGAGCUCACAAUUGCAUUAACAUUUGGAAUGUAUUAUUUGCUAUAGAUUUAUUGGAGAUCUCAUUAAUAUUGAAGAAGUACUGCUUUGCGAAGGUUUUCUGUCUCAGCUAAUGAGUCUGGUCAAGACUGGGCAAAACACACAGCAAAUGGCAAGAAAUAUGUGUCAUCUCUUGAGAUCGAUGAUUGAGCUUCCAGUAUCCAGAGUUGGUUUUCCAAAGAACUCAGCUAGUCGACUCAUUUGCUCUUCAACUCAAGGAGUGCGAAUCAAACAGGAUCGUCCUGGAGAGCAUGCUCCUCGUACCUCGGAUGAGAAGGAGAAGGAGAAGGUUGAUAACAAAAUUGAAGGGAGUACUGAAGUUGAGGGCGAGAAUGACGAAGGGGGCAGUGAUAACAUUAAUAAAAAGACUGGUGAGAUUGGAGGCCCUAAAGGUCCUGAGCCCACCCGCUAUGGCGACUGGGAGCGUGGUGGCCGCUGCUCUGAUUUCUGAUUUCGUUUCAGCUUUUGAUUCAACUUCCAUCUUAUAGGUACUUACCUGUUGGAUAUGUGGGAGACGAAUAAAUAAUAAUGUGGGUGACAAUCAAAAUAGUCAUGUUAUUUUCGAAGUUCUCUUUUUCUGAUAAUAGGGUUAGGUGAUUAAUCUUUGUUAUUAGGAAGUUGUCUUUAUGAUUACGGGAAUGCCUGGCUGAUGCCGCAAUAUUGCAGUGUAUCAAUUAACGAUAGCAGCUUUUAGAGGAUUG